AUGUAUGGUUUUCGUAAAGUCUCUGUUUUUAUGGUGGCGGCGGCGGUUAGAGCCGGUAAUAAAAGAUCAUUUUCUUCAACCGCCGCUAUCAACACAGCAAAAGUAGCUGUACUUGGAGCUGCGGGAGGUAUCGGACAGCCCCUUUCCCUUUUACUUAAACAUAAUGAAUUAAUUUCCAAUUUAUCACUUUUUGAUAUUGUAAAUACUCCCGGAGUUGCUGCUGAUUUAAGUCAUAUCAGUACUCAUAGUAAGGUUACUGGUUAUCUUCCUGAUAAUGAUGGUCUACAACAUGCAGUUUCUGAUGCGUCAAUUAUUGUAAUUCCGGCCGGAGUUCCUCUUAAAGAUUUGGCUACUGCCGCUGCCAAAUAUGCACCUAACGCAUUUCUAGCAGUCAUAUCUAAUCCAGUUAAUUCUACAGUACCAAUUGUCUCGGAAAUAUUUAAGAAAUUUGGAGUUUACGAUCCCAAGAAAAUUUUCGGAGUUACGACGCUUGAUAUUGUUCGUGCAGCACGUUUUGUAUCUGAAAUCAGGGGUACAAAUCCCAAACAUGAGAAAGUAACAGUUGUUGGUGGUCAUUCUGGUGUUACUAUCAUACCUUUAUUAUCACAAUUAAAUGCUAAUUUCACGGAAGAAGAAAUUAAGGCAUUAACACAUAGAAUUCAAUUUGGUGGAGAUGAAGUAGUUAAAGCUAAAGCUGGUACAGGGUCAGCUACACUUUCUAUGGCAUACGCAGCUGCACGAUUUACGGAUUCAUUACUUCGUGCAUUGGUUAUUAAAGAAGCUGGUAUCAUCGAACCGACAUAUAUUAAAUCGAAUUUGUUUGCAUCCAAAGGAAUUGAAUAUUUCGCUUCAAAUGUAGAAAUUGAUUCGGAAGGGGUGAAACAAGUCUUUCCAUUGGGUCGGGUCAGUCCAUACGAAGAACAACUUGUUGAAGGCGCUUUACCCGAUUUAAAAAAUAGUAUUGAGAAAGGUAUUAAAUUUGUUCAGAAUAAUUAA
This is a messenger RNA of Diversispora eburnea, 996 nucleotides long. The record is from the annotation of a GenBank genome assembly. NCBI's taxonomy places the organism in Eukaryota, Fungi, Glomeromycota, Glomeromycetes, Diversisporales, Diversisporaceae.